AUGUGCAAGGAGGAGUUAUUGUCGGAUGUCAACGCAGAUAUAUACUCACCUGAGUUUCUCCACACCAUAUCAUACUCCGGAAUUCCACCGCAUAAGUUGACAUUGGAAAGAGGUAUUCCCGUUAUGCUCAUCAGAAAUAUUGAUCAGGCCAGAGGAUUGUGCAACGGAACAAGGCUUCAGAUUGUUAAUAUGGGAAAACACAUUUUCAACUGCAGGUUCCUAUCCGGUAAACAUAUUGGUGAUUUGGUGUUCAUUCCUAGAAUGACUUUGGUACCGUCCAACUCUACAUUGCCUAUUAAAUUCCAGCAACGUCAGUUUCCGCUGAUGGUAUCAUUCGCAAUGACAAUCAAUAAAAGUCUAGGACAGACUCUUUCUCACGUGGGACCAAUGUUACAAAUAAUGUUGUAUACAAGAAAGUUUUUCAGCGUAUAUGAAGGUUUAUUUUAA
This is a messenger RNA of Erythranthe guttata (spotted monkey flower), 447 nucleotides long. RefSeq lists its product as uncharacterized. Gene Ontology annotation, cellular component: replication fork. Gene Ontology annotation, biological process: DNA replication. NCBI's taxonomy places the organism in Eukaryota, Viridiplantae, Streptophyta, Magnoliopsida, Lamiales, Phrymaceae. The record is from RefSeq and is a predicted model, not a curated record.